AUGCCAAAGUCUUUUCUAGUGAAAAAGAAACGUGGAGCAUGUGGUGCAUGGCAGUGGAAAGAGCCGGAACAACAUGAGUGGAACGAACAGAACGCCACAGCCGUUUCUGUAGCCGGUGAUAACUGUGAGGAGCGGGUCCCCUUAAACUCCUACACACAAAAGCCUUCCCCCAAACCAGCGGGCCCCUCCAGGUGUGAGCCGGCCGCACUCAGCGCCCCCCCCCCAGAGGCCCCCACCCGAGCAGACUGGUCCAGAGUGAUGCUCCCGGGCUCCUUCUACUACCCCACUGCCUUAGGACACGUCAGCAGAGCAAAGCCGCGCGCCCGCACCUCCCCCGUCUCCGGAGACUUUGUGUGUUCAGUCUGCCACAAGAUCUUCCCCCUGCAGCGGAUGCUGACGCGCCACCUCAAGUGCCACAGCCUGGUGAAGAGGCACCCCUGCCGCUUCUGCGGGAAAGGCUUCAACGACACCUUCGACCUGAAGAGGCACAUGCGGACACACACAGGCAUCCGCCCGUACAAGUGUGAGCUGUGUGAGAAAGCCUUCACCCAGCGCUGCUCUCUGGAGUCCCACAUGAGGAAGAUCCACGGGGUCCAUCAGCAGUACGCCUACCGCCAGAGGCGCUCCAAGAUCUUCGUGUGUGAGGACUGUGGCUACACCUCCAGCCGCCCGGACGAGUACUUCCUCCACGUCAGGCAGCGCCACCCCGGCAGCCCCGCCCUCCGCAGGUACUACCGCCGGCAGGCCCACGAGAACAGCAGCUUUGGCCCCCCCGUAGAGCCCAAGCUCAACUACCUGCUGUACUCAGCCCCCACAUACUACAUGUAGGGUUCUUCAUCCUGUAGCAUUCUGCUCGAAAGGAGGGAAUGGCGUGAUCUUAAGUUAGAUAUUAGAAAAUGGACAAUGAGACCAUCUAUGUUAAUGUCUUAUACCCUACAUCACAGGCACACAGGCAUGGAAUGGUUUUGAAGCUGUAUUUAAUCAGGUGUGUAGAAAGAGGAGAGAAGGACAGCAGGUCGACUCCUCUGUCCUCACAAUCCACCACUUUGCUUUUUCUGUGAAUGCUUGCAAUGAACCUUUUUAAACAAAGGUGGUGUCUGUCUGUUACAGAAAAUAAAGAAGUUUUUUUCCCAUCUCUAUGUGGUGGUUUGAAUCCAUACUUUAUCUCUGCCAUGGGAGUUCUGGUUGAUGAGUGCUGAUUACGAGUCCCAACCAUUUGGAGUUAAAAGAUAAACUUCACUUUAAGAUAUAGUCAACUUAACUGAGAAUCAAGGUGAGACAACGCAAAGCCUCUAAAUGUCCAAAAGCCUGUCUUUUAAAUCUGUUCAGAGUCAUAAGUUAGGCAGUGACUGUGAACACCAGGUUCUGUAAAGUCAACACCAGCCGAAAACCGACCAAUGUAACCUGGCCUGGGAAACACUCACCAGUCCAGCCGGUCAGGUCGUCUGGCUCCAGGGCCAACUGGAGCCAUUCCUACCGCGCGCGCCCUAACCGUGAAGUCUGACGCGCGUACUUCCGGUUCCAAACUUGGUGCGUGACAGCUUGACGGCGUGGAUCAGGUGGACUUUGGAGUCUUCCGGGCCGGAGCAGCCGGACCCCGCAGCCCAGGACCCCGC
Molecule: messenger RNA, 1616 nt
Organism: Menidia menidia (Atlantic silverside)
Lineage: Eukaryota; Metazoa; Chordata; Actinopteri; Atheriniformes; Atherinopsidae
Source: the annotation of a GenBank genome assembly